AUGGCGACCGACGACGAUAACUUCGAUAUUGACAUCUACGGCGAUGGUACUUACAGUGCCAAUGACGCCACUACCCAGGAUGACUCUGAGCUUGCCCUCGAUGUUCCUGGAAACUUGCCUGCCUCCAGCUCCGGAGCAAUUGACCGGUCGGAUCCCCAGUCUUCGAAUGUUACCGAUCAGGGUCAAGCUCAGCGCCCCGCUCCCCAAGCUCAGCCCACCCAGCCCACCCAGCCCACUCAGCAGGUGAACUCUACCUCUGGCCCUCAGCAGCAAGCCUCAACCCACGCUUUGCCUGCUCCUCCUCAGGGCACCAAGAGAAAGGAAAUCGACGAACCCUCCGACCCUUCCGCAACCAAUGCAUUGCAACUCGGCGAGCUUGCUUGGUGGAAAACCGAAGAAGAUGUGCGCGGCACGAUCAACCAGGCCGGCGUCGAAAGCGAGCUCAAGGAACUGACCUUCAGCGAGCACAAGGUCAAUGGAAAGAGCAAGGGUCAAGUCUACGUCAAGUUCACCACCCCUCAGGCUGCUACCGCUGCCAAGCAUGCCAUUGAGCAGACUGGCGAGCCAGGUCGCAAGCAUACCGCGAUUUACGCCAACCCCAACGUGAACCCUUACAAGACUUUGCCCAAGGACACGCCCAUGCGCGCUGGUCCCAACGCUCGUGGUGGCUACCAGGGCGGUUCCAACUUCGGCCACAACAACGCUGGCAACUUCCGUGGUGGACGCGGCAACUACAACAACAACCGUGGCAACUACAACAACUACAACAACCGUGGUGGCCACAACAACUUCAACCAAAUGCCAUUCCAGGGCAACCCCAACCCCAUGAUGGGUAACUUCACCGGUGGUAUGGGCGGCAUGCCUAACUACGGGUUCAACAACCGCGGUGGCCACAUGAUGGGCAACCCGAUGCGUGGCGGUCCUGGCAACCGUGGUCGUGGCGGCAACCACAUGGGAGGCCACAACAUGAUGCCGAUGGGUAUGAACCCCGCAAUGAACGCAAUGGGCGGCAUGGGCCCAAUGAACAUGAUGCAAGGAAUGGGAGCGAACAUGGGUGGCAAUAUGGCCAUGCCGGGUCAACCACCCUUCCAGGGCGGCCCCGCCCAGCCCUUCAACCAGGGCCAAGGCCAGAACCCCGGUGCCUUCUUCAACGGGCACCAGGGUGGCCCUGGCUCUAACCCUCACGGCGCCAAGCGCAGCCGUCAGGAUUAG
Penicillium brevicompactum is the source of this 1212-nucleotide messenger RNA. RefSeq lists its product as uncharacterized. Gene Ontology annotation, biological process: mRNA alternative polyadenylation. Gene Ontology annotation, cellular component: mRNA cleavage and polyadenylation specificity factor complex. NCBI's taxonomy places the organism in Eukaryota, Fungi, Ascomycota, Eurotiomycetes, Eurotiales, Aspergillaceae. Bases 1 to 1212 code for a protein of 403 amino acids. The transcript has 3 exons. The record is from RefSeq and is a predicted model, not a curated record. Gene Ontology annotation, molecular function: mRNA binding.